Molecule: messenger RNA, 2753 nt
Organism: Uloborus diversus
Lineage: Eukaryota; Metazoa; Arthropoda; Arachnida; Araneae; Uloboridae
Product: neuron navigator 3-like
Exons: 13
Coding region: 893-2581 (562 amino acids)
Biological process (GO): neurogenesis; nervous system development
Molecular function (GO): protein binding
Source: RefSeq, a predicted model, not a curated record
AAAAAAAUCAUGGUGGUCAAACCAAACAUUCUGAGACAAGACUCGAAAUUGUGUGAUUUCUGUGAUUCGUGAUUUUAUCAAGAUGUUUGCGAGUGCUUGUGUUAAAAUGAUUGAUUUGUUUUCUCACAGGUGCGCAAGCGUCAGGUGAUACCUUUGGCCAGGUGUGAUGCAGUUUUGAUUUUGCAGAAAGAUAAUGCUUGUACAUGAGCGUUAAAUCGAAAAAUCUAAAGCUUUUCGUGAAGUUGAUGUAAAAUCAGAAAAUGUCUUCACCCAGAAUACUUGAAUGCGUUUCUAAUUAUGUUUAAGUUUUCGAAAGAAAUACUUGAUUAUUUAUGAUAUUUGUUUAUUUGCGUGGGUAGUUUCACAUCUACGAACAUAAUUUGAUAUCAGAUUUUAAGCACUUUCUUGUUUUCAUGUGAUUUGAGAAACGCAACUAUGCGACACUCGUAAUUUGUUUUGUCUGUCAUAAUCAUCAACGACCAUUUUCAGGAAAACACCUACGCUAUUAACCAGCACAUUUUUAAAAAAAAUAGCUAUUGAUAUUUCUUCAAUUCUACCCUUUAGCUAUUUAUUAAAAAGUUCUAAUAAUUAAUCAAAAAUGCUUGAAGUAAAAGUUAAGAAAAACUCAAAGGUAUCAAUCAGUAAAAAGUUCUUCAAUUUCAAGAUUUUUUUUACGUAAAAGCAAGUGACCUCUUUUAUAAUUCCGUGUUGGAUAUGGCAAGAUCGUUUUUAAUCUCAAAUGUUUGUUAUCGACUUCGUUAUUGCUUCAUCAUAUUAGUUAUGUGAUUACCGUAGAGUUUUGGAUACAUUUUAUUUUUCAACCUUGUGGAUUAUUCAUUUGUGAUUCGAUGGUGUAGAACUUGAGCGAAAGCAAAAGGAUACUUUUGAGAAAAUGGCAUGUCUUCGGAGAGGAGGGAAGAAUGAUGGCUCUACGGAAAGUUUAGCUUUCAAUGCCACCAAAAGGAAGUCUAUUAUCCAGAUCUACACCGACUGGGCAAACCAUUAUCUGGACAGAGGGCGUUACAAGCGUAACAUCCAAGAUUUGCAAGUCGACGUUUGCGACGGCGUCCUACUGGCUGACGUCAUCGAAGCUGUCAUUGGUACAAAGGUUCCCGGUGUGGUGCGCAAGCCGAAAAACCCUUCCCAAAUGGUGGAGAAUAUCACUUCCUGUCUCUCCUACAUUGGAGAAUUGGGGGUGUCUAUCGAAGGAGUCACUUCGAAAGACGUUCGCGAAGGCAACCUCAAAGUAAUUCUGAGCUUAUUCUUCAACUUAUCGCGCUACAAGCAAGCGCAGAAAAACUCGUCCAGCUCGUCCCAUACUGUUUCUCGAUUCGGGAACAAUAGUGGCAGACCCAUGGUGGCGUCAUCUAUCGGCAAUGAUAUGCUUUCCAAGCUUCCCUCUCCAUUCCGGCCGUCGUCCGGACGGAGUAUUCCGUGUCCCAGCACCAAGGAGUCCGGUAUCUCCAUUCCAUCAACCUCUAAUCCGUCCUCAACAGCCUUCGCUUCGCGAAAAAAUAAAAUGAUGGCGCCAUCUACCGGACAACAAGGUUACGUGGGCUUGGGCAGCAAGGGACCCCCUUCUGUUGCCAGUUCCAGGUCGGGGUCUCCUCACACCGGCUCCAGCCCCUCUCCAGCCUCUUUCAUCCCUCAGCCGAAAAGUUCUGUUGCUACACGAACUGGGCUAGACAAGAGCAGGUCCAGGCCUUCCUCUACCAGUUCCACAUCGUCCAUACCGCACCUCCCGGGAAAGGCCUCGCUCGCUACCUCCAAUUCGAACAUUAGAAGCAACGGCGGUCCCAAGUCCAUCCCCACAUCGGGUUCCAACUACGGUUCCAAUUCUAUGUUGGACAAGUUCAAGCUCUUCAACCCUAAAGACAAGAGCGCCGAAAGAACGAAAGGUAGUGCCACUAACAACAAACGCACUAGCAGUAGCAGUGGAUUCAGUUCUGCUCGCAGUGAACGCAGUGAUUCUUCGACCAGUUUAUGUGGAGACGCCAAAACCCCGCCUGACCCCACCCCUUCUCCAACGUCACGCCCACCACAGUUAGGCAGCACAGUACUGCCCAAGAGCCAGCAACAAGUGAAAAAGACAGCUCUUGGCCUGCCCGCAAAACAAGUUGUACAUAAAACAAAAGGUCCCGAUGGAAAAGAUCCCAUAUCAAGUAAACUAGAACAACUAAAAGCGACUUCUAAGAUAGCAAAGGAGAGAAACAACGAGAAAGCCGCUAAAGCAUUAGAAAAACAGUUGGCCGCAGAAAACGAGAAAAAGAACGAUGUGACUGAAAAUGGCCUGAAAUUCCAGCCUCUGAAACUCACACCCAACCACUCUGUAUCCAAUUCAGAAACUACAAGGAAAGAGGAAGUUCUUUGUGCUCAAAUUGCGCCGGACAAUCCAGUUCGUCAAUCUAAAAUUGUUGCCAAUUUAACGGAAAAAUCCUCUAAUGUUGGCAACAACACUCACAGUGAUUCUGUAACCGUUGACUGUGUUCCAAACGGUCACUGCCAACAGUUCAACUCCAUUUCUUCAUCGACAAGCAUGGAAAGCAGUUUGCAACGGCCAGGUCAUCGCGUCGCCAAAUAGCAGCAUUCCGAAACCUACCUUGGCUGUCAAAGGAACGAGUAAAGUUACCAAAGAGGACAAGCGACAGACUUCUGGUUCAGAAACUAGCUUGAACACCAGUAACUCUUCUCCAAAGAGCAUUAAAAGUUCGUCUGCCGAUCCUCAAGCUGGAACGAAACUGUCCCGGGAGGAU